AUGAUCCACAGGCGGCGGACUGAUAGAGUGUUCGUGUUCGCGGGACUUCUUGCUGUGGCCUUUCUGAUCAGAUACGUCCGUGUCAACGAAGCGCGUACGCUCAGCUUCCCAGGACUUGGGGCCUUGAAAGCGUGGACGAACUAUACGUACGUGGACAACAACACAGCGCCAUUGCGACCACACACCUCCUACUGCGAUGCGCUUGUCGCAAACGGCCUCAAAGAUCUGGUAGUUGUCAUCAAGACAGGCUCGACCGAGAUAUACGGCAAGCUCCCGAUCCAUCUGACCACUACCUUGGCCUGCGAAGCACUCACAUAUCGAGUCUACUCCGACUACCCUCAGUCCUUUGGUCAUAAUCUUGAAGUCCGCGAUGCGCUCCAUCCAGUUCUGAAAGACGUCCUGGGACAGUCCAAAGAUGGGUUUGCAUACGACAAACUUCUGAAGCAUAUCAAGAGCGGUGCCGAUCCUGGAGAGAUUGCGAAAGAGUCUGCGAGGCGGCAACAGUUGGGGGAAGAGGCCGCAAAUGGAGGCGACAAUAUCUCGCGAAGGCUGGACAAAUGGAAAUUCUUGCCCAUGAUCUCGGCUUGUGCAGACGAGGAGUUCGCAGGCAAGAAGUGGUUCUUCUUCAUGGAGGCUGAUACUGCGGUGUCAUUGCCGAAUCUACUGAUGCAGCUGGCGACUUUCGAUCCUACCAAGCCGAUCUACGCUGGAUCGCAAACCAUGAUUGGACAUAUGGAAUUCGCUCACGGUGGAUCAGGAAUCUUGAUGUCGGCGCCCGCGGUCGGUAUCGUGCGAAAAGAGUAUAUGCGCAACCAACGGCACUGGGAUGUGACACUAGCCGAUCGCUGCUGUGGAGAUCAGAUACUUGCCGAAGUUCUCUAUGCGGCGGAGACGCCAGUCAGACUGACGACCAGCUUUCCGCUCUUCCAAGGAGAGUCCGUCAUAAGCCUCGACUGGAGCGAGAACCACUGGUGCCGUCCUGCUAUUUCCUGGCACCAUGUCGAUGCCGCUGCUGUCGACAAGCUCUUCCACUUCGAACGCUCCUGGCGAAGUUUCAGACCUGCAAACAUACCCAUGCUGCAUCGAGACGUCUUCCUGGGCCUCGUCAUGCGUCGCAUCAAGUCAGCUCCACAUGGCAGGAUAAUAGAUUGGGACAAUCUCAGCGCCGAUUGGGUCUUUGAGCAGACUGGGAACAGUCCUGAUCCUGCAGCAUCCUACCAUAGUGCGGCGAGUUGUGAAGGGUUCUGUACGCAGGAGGCAAGCUGUAUGCAAUGGGCCUGGAGGAAAGGAUCAUGUCGUGCAAAUCGUCGCGUGAGGUUCGGGUGGAAGAUCGGUAUGAUGCCAGAUCAGGGCAGUGCUGGCGAUCGAGUCCCGAAGGCCCGGAAGGAUGAGUUGACUGGCGCUGUUAGUGGGUGGAUGGUGCAGCGGAUCUUGGAUGUCAUGGUGAAGAGGAACUGUGAGGAGGUGAAAGAAGUAUGGGUGAAGAGGAGGGAAGAUCGAAAUCAAGAUUAG
Molecule: messenger RNA, 1512 nt
Organism: Fulvia fulva
Lineage: Eukaryota; Fungi; Ascomycota; Dothideomycetes; Mycosphaerellales; Mycosphaerellaceae
Exons: 2
Coding region: 1-1512 (503 amino acids)
Cellular component (GO): membrane
Molecular function (GO): glycosyltransferase activity
Source: RefSeq, a predicted model, not a curated record